This is a messenger RNA of Bursaphelenchus okinawaensis, 597 nucleotides long. The record is from the annotation of a GenBank genome assembly. Lineage: Eukaryota; Metazoa; Nematoda; Chromadorea; Rhabditida; Aphelenchoididae.
AUGAAGAGCUCAGCCGUUGGAUUCGUGUUUCUCCUCCUGAUUACUGUAUUUUUGAUUAGAAUGGCUUCAUCUGGUAAGUUUGUGGUUUAUAUUGUAGUAGAGCUGAGCUUUCUUGUAGUAAACCUAUUUUGUAAGCAAAGUAUUGGUUUUAGAGGGCGGUAACAGAGCUGGAAAGGUGUACAUAUCGGGUUGUUCAAAUAGUCCUGAGCCCCCUCUCAAACCACAUUUUUGGGGAUAGGGGCACAUAAUUGUUUGAACAAUCUAAUAUUAUGAAUUUUCCCCUAACUUCUUCAUUAUUUUCCUAAUAAAUGCCUCAGGGGCUUUUAAGGCUUAAAAGAUGAUUUAGGGCCGAAAGCUUUCGCGGUAGGGGGCGAGUACGGUAAAGUUUUAUCAUCAUAGGGAUGUGGAAGGUAAAAAAAUAUAUUUUUUUAAUUUUUAGCAAUACAACAAGACUGUAAAAGCCAAUGUUCAAAUUGUGAAGGCUACAAAGAGCGGUUCCAAUUUGGAGAGAACCGUGUUAUUAAUGGUACCGAACGUUGUGUUUGCCUGAAUUACCAGCCAAAAGUCAACUUAACCGACUUCAAUAAGGAAUUGUGA